Messenger RNA from Colletotrichum lupini, 1500 nucleotides. RefSeq names its product ribosomal protein L7Ae/L30e/S12e/Gadd45. The record is from RefSeq and is a predicted model, not a curated record. Lineage: Eukaryota; Fungi; Ascomycota; Sordariomycetes; Glomerellales; Glomerellaceae. The transcript is spliced from 8 exons. Gene Ontology annotation, cellular component: ribonucleoprotein complex. Gene Ontology annotation, biological process: mitochondrial electron transport, ubiquinol to cytochrome c; ribosome biogenesis. The coding region runs from base 1 to 1500 and encodes 499 amino acids.
AUGGAAUUUUGGGACGCACUGGGUGACCGGGGUGGUCGGAUGGGUGGUGACGGUUCGAAAGGAACAGUCUGCGCUAAGCCGUUUCGGGACGUGCGCCUCAGCUUUCGGGUUCGGCAGGAAAGGCAAGGACAAGAUUUGAACCUCGUCCGAUUCGACCCUCUCCGAUUUACUCCAGAAUAUCCAAACCCCACAACCGCCACGAUGAGACCUACGCAAGCUCUUAUGGGAGGACCCAGCGUCCCCCACGGAAAGUACUCUCACUACCUCGGCUGGUGGGGACACAUUGGUGGCGAGAAGCAGAGAGGCAUCAUCACCUACGGCAUCACCCCCAACCGCCAGAACCCCUUCGCCGGCGCCGCCCACGACGCCGUCUUCAACACCUGGCGCCGCUUCAGCCACCAGGUCCUCUACUUCCUCCCUCCCCUGGUCGCCGGCUGGUACAUCAUGGACUGGGCCACCCACCGCAACCACUACUUGAACUCCAAGCAGGGCCGCGCCGAGUUCGGCGACGAGGACAAAAACCGAUGCGGUUCGGCGCGGAUAUACCGUGGCACCGAAGCUCCCCAAUCGCACAGCUGCAGAGCCGAAAGCUUCAAUUCCCACGACCGUCGCCUGCCCACCCCGGAGUCCCUCGCCGUCGCCAAUCGCCAUUUGCACCCUUCCUCUUACAGGUUUCAAUUCAAAGCAUCACCAAAGAAAACCGCUACAAUGGCCGCCGAGAAGCCCGACCGCAAGGAGAAGAAGGACAAGAAGCGCUCCGUGUCCGACGGCGCCAUCAAGAAGGACAAGAAGGAUAAGAAGGACAAGAAGGAGAAGAAGGAGAAGCUCGAGCGCGCCCUCGACGAGCACCUCCAGGCUGACGUCGCCGCGACCACCGUCGCCAGCGGCGAUGUCACCACCGUCGUCGCUGAUGGCCUCCCCGUCGUCGGCGCCCUCGUGCCCUUUGCCGUGCCGUUGGCCGAUGAGAAGGCCAUGAAGAAGGUCAUGAAGUCCAUUCGCAAGGACGCGGUACCUACGCGGAUCUCACCGGCCAGCAAGAAGACUCUUCAUUCUCAGAACAAAAGACUAAAAAACACCAUCACAGCCGCCAAGAACAACACCCUCAAGCGCGGCGUCAAGGAAGUCGUCAAGACCCUCCGCAAGUCCCCCGCCGCCGGCCCCGGCAACACCGCCUUCCCCGGCGUCGUCGUCAUCGCCGGCGACAUCUCCCCCAUGGACGUCAUCUCCCACCUCCCCGUCCUCUGCGAGGACCACAACGUCCCCUACAUCUUCGUCACCUCCCGCGCCGAGCUCGGCGCCGCCGCCAAGACGAAGCGCCCCACCUCCGUCGUCAUGGUCUCGGAGAAGCGCUCCGCCGCCGACAGCAAGAAGGCCGAGAAGAAGGCCGGCGAGUCCAAGGGCGACGACGAGGAGGACGACGGCGAGGACUACUCCGAGGUCUACGCCGCGCUCGUCAAGCUCGUGCAGAAGGAGACUGCUAAGCAGUCCUUCUGGGCAUAG